Pantherophis guttatus is the source of this 3901-nucleotide messenger RNA. NCBI's taxonomy places the organism in Eukaryota, Metazoa, Chordata, Lepidosauria, Squamata, Colubridae. The record is from RefSeq and is a predicted model, not a curated record.
AGAACUGAGCAUGCGCCGGCCUCUUUCUCAACUCAGGGGAGCUGCGUGGUUCCCGAGGCAUUUUCCAGCAGAGGCUUGAGAGCUUCUCCGCUCUUUCCACGGUCUCCGAUUCUUCUUCCCACCCUCGCUGUGAACUUUCGGGUGAGCCUUUCUAGCGACGGGAAGAGGCUGCAGGGAAUUCUUGCACCGUCCGAGACCCAGACGUGAGUUGGGGGUUCAGUGAUGGAGACUCGCAUGGAGACAUGCAAAACUUGCACCAGAUUCGGAGUCCUGGGAUGGAGGUGGGGGGUGGGGGGAGCAGUGGUCCCAUGUUCCCCUGCCGCCCCUAUGCAUGCACAGGCCAGGCAGGGGAGAAAGCAAAGCUUCGGAUCCUUCCCGUUGCCCUUAGACUAGAGAGAAGAAAGCCAGGGCCUCAGAAAGGAGGGAGCCAUUUAUUUACCCUCCAUUUGGAUGGGAAAACCUCUGCACGGGAGGGAGAGGAGGAGAGGUCGCCUUUGCAAAACAGAGAUUUCUGCCUCCAAGUCAGACUUUUUCCCGGGACUGUUUCCUGCUUUCCCGCCUUUCCCCCCAGUCACCAGCUGCCUCUGCCUGCAGGUAAAGAAGGAAGAUGCCUCAUUGUCACUAUGUCCCAGAAUAGGCCAGUAUUUUUGUCAAGUUUCGCCUUUGUAAAGCCUGGAUGUUGCAAUCCAUUGUUUAUUUACUUACUUAUUAAGUGGAUUUACGGAGCCCCUCAUGUCCAUUGCUAUUUGUGACCUGGGACGUUUAUGAUUUGAAUUGUGCAAAUGGUUGCUCUUAACUAUGAAGCCAUAGAAAUGAUAAAAUUAUAGUUCGCCAGAGAGAGCCAUUUGGUUCAGUGAUGGAAGCACAAGGCUUUGAAAGCAGGAGAUUAACUUUCUAGUCCAACCUUUGGCAUGAAAGCCUUGAGCCCAUCCCAACUCUCAGCCCAAUCUACUUCACAGGGCUGUUGUGGGGGAAAUAGUAAGAAGGAGCAUUAUGUAUAAUUGCUGCCUAGAGUAAUUUAUAGUAAUGCUAAUACAGAAGACAUAAAAAUAAAAAAUUAAAUUUUAAUAAAAACUAGGAAUUAGAAAUCAAAAACAUAUUUAAAUGUAUUUUUCCAAUAUUUUGAUAGACAUUAAUAUCCCUUAAAGGAAAUAAAUAAAGUUUAUUCUUUUAUAAAUAGUAAAGUGUGAGAUUAUCUGUCUGCUGUUUUCUGACUAUGUAAAGUGACCACAAAUGGUAAUUAGCGGAGAAAAUGCAUUAUGACUUGCUAAGAGGUCUUCAGGAAACAGGAACUUAAGCCUUCCGGCAAAAAGCUAUCAGGAGGCAGGAACAUCAGAGAUGGAGGGAAAUUGUCAAGAAAACCCUUUUAAAGUGUAAAACAACUUAAAGGAUGCAUUUAAGAGAAUAAGGGGGAGUUGGGAGGGCUCCUGGCGUGCAUUGUGAAGGUGUAUAAAAUGUAUAGCUUGAAAACUGCUUUUUGUGCUCUGAACUCAAUCCAUUUAGGAAGAGUCUAAGAGGCCGCGCUUGCAACCACUUUUUUUUUUAUUUUCAUGUUUUUCUCCAAUAAAUCUUUGAUUUUGUUUUUGAUUAAGCUGGAAUUUUUUUCUGGUUCUUCUGGAAUCUUAAGUAUCUUGUCUGGGAAGAGAGCUGAAUGGCCUUGGAAAAUUUGGCCAGACCUCUUGUGAACAGAAAGACCUGUGGAGAUCCAUGGGUGCAUUUUGGAGCUGUAUUGAAGAUUAGACAGAAGAUGGAGGGACAACACCCAGCAGAUGCAGAAGUUAGAAAAGGCCUUCCAACUGCUCAGCCUUGGAGCUGUGGGAAGAAUGGGGCAAGUCCUGGGCAGAAGAGCCACGAAGAGGCAUCCAACACUUCAGAGGCCCAAUGCUGUCACUUCACAAAAGUGCAGUUUCAGGAGGGGAGCCAUCCCCGAGAUGUUUGCACUCAGCUUCACUAUCUUUGCUGUCAGUGGCUGCAACCAGAAAAACACACCAAGGCUCAGAUGCUGGACCUGGUGCUCCUGGAACAAUUGCUGGCUGUCUUUCCCCCAGAGAUGGCAAGAUGGGUGCGGGAGUGUGGAGCAGAGACCAGUUCCCAGGCGGUGUCCCUGGCUGAAGGCUUCUUGCUGACUCAGGAGGAGGAAAACAUGCAGGAAGAGUUGCAGAAAUACGUGGAAACUAUGACUGAGUAUUCUAAUGAGGGGAAAGAUUCAUUCAAAGCUUCUCAAGAGCUGCUCUUCAUGGAGAAUUUACAGAAAGAUCAAAAUCAAGAUGCUAUGCAAGAGAGUAGACAGCUGUCCUUGGACUUUUUAGAAUCACCUCUUUGUGCUGGAGCUGAAGGAUUAGCUGAAUCACCACUUCAGAUAAGGAGAAGAAACAUGGGAAAGGAUGUUGUUUCUUUUGAGGAAGUGGCCAUGUAUUUCUCGGAAGAAGAGUGGUCUCAACUGGAUGCUGACCAAAAAGAGCUCUACAGAGAAGUCAUGCUGGAGAAUUCCAGGAAUCUCCUUUCUCUGGGCUUUAAUGGGCAAGAGAAUAAGAAUUGCAAGGAGGAAAGCCAAGCGAUCCAUUUGAAAGGGUGGAAAAGGAAAUUUGUAGAUCAGAUGCAACCAAAAAGGGAUGAAACAAAUCAAUCACAAAGUGGAAUUAAAAAAAGUCUUCCUCGGGUCAGCUGGCUUCUUAACCAUACAGUUAUCGAUAAGGAGGAAGUACCAUAUAAAUUCAUGGAGUGUGGAAAGAGGUUCAAUAAAUCCAAUAAUCUCAUUUCUCAUAAAAAGACACAUUCAGAAGAGAAACGGUUUACCUGCAUGGAGUGUGGAAAGACCUUCUCUUAUAAUCACUAUCUUAUAAGACAUCAAAGGAUCCACACAGGAAAACGACCUUAUAAAUGCAUGGAAUGUGAAAAGACCUUUACUUGUAGCACUCAUCUUAAUACCCACAAGCGGAUCCACACAGGAGAGAGGCCAUAUCAAUGCAUGGAGUGCGGAAAGGCAUUUACUUGUAGCACUCAUCUUAAUACCCACAAGCGGAUCCACACAGGAGAGAAGCCAUAUCAAUGCAUGGAGUGUGGAAAGACAUUUACUCGUAACACUUAUCUUAAUAUUCACAAGCGGAUCCACACAGGAGAGAAACUAUAUCAAUGCAGGGAGUGUGAUGAGACCUUCUCUUAUAAUCACUCUCUUAGAAGACAUGUAAGGAUCCACACAGGAGAAAGACCUUAUAAAUGCAUGGAGUGUGGAAAAACCUUUACUUGUAGCAGUAGUCUGAAAUCCCACAAUUUGAUCCAUACAGGAGAGAAGCCAUAUCAUUGCAUGGAGUGUGGAAAGGGUUUUAGGAAGAGUGGUAAUCUUAAUACCCACAAGAGGAUCCACACAGGAGAGAAACCGUAUCAAUGCAUGGAGUGUGGAAAGACCUUCUGUUACCAUUAUUCUUUUAAAACCCAUAAAAGGAAUCACAAAAGAGAAACACCUUAUAAAUGAAUGGAGUGUGGAAAGACCUUUACUUAUAGCAAUAGUCUUAAUUCCCACAAGAGGAUCCAAACAGGGCAGAAACCAUAUCAAUAAAAGAAGUGUGAUAGAACUCCCAAGAGAAAUCCAGGUAGUCCUCACAUAAUGACUGCAAUUGAGCCCAAAAUUUCUGUUGCUAAGUGAGAGACUUACUGUGUUUUGCCCCAUAUUACAAGUUUUCUUGCCACAUUUGUUAACUGAAUCACUGUAAUUGUUAAGUUAGUAACACUUGUGAAAUGAAUCUGGCUUCCCCAUUGAUUUUGCUUUUCAGAAGCUCACAAAAGAUGAUCACAUGAUCCAGGAAUUCUGCAGCUGUCAUGAAUCAGUUGCCAUGCAUCUGAAAUUGGGUCAGGUGACCAUCGGGAUGUUGUUCAUAAGUGCGAAAAAAGUUCAGAAAUCAUG